Lutzomyia longipalpis is the source of this 5115-nucleotide messenger RNA. RefSeq names its product 5'-3' exoribonuclease 1 (gene pcm). Bases 102 to 4958 code for a protein of 1618 amino acids. NCBI's taxonomy places the organism in Eukaryota, Metazoa, Arthropoda, Insecta, Diptera, Psychodidae. Gene Ontology annotation, cellular component: nucleus. The transcript is spliced from 7 exons. The record is from RefSeq and is a predicted model, not a curated record. Gene Ontology annotation, molecular function: 5'-3' RNA exonuclease activity; RNA binding. Gene Ontology annotation, biological process: rRNA catabolic process; nuclear-transcribed mRNA catabolic process.
UAAAAUCGUCCGCAAGAGGCGCAACGGGUAAAUGUUGAAAGUGGCGAGAGCCAAGAAAAGUUCUAUUGUGCGAGCAUUUUAUAAAAAGUGAUUUUACCACAAUGGGGGUACCCAAAUUCUUUCGCUACAUCAGCGAACGAUAUCCAGGGAUUAAUGAACUGGUCCGGGAGAAUGAGAUUCCGGAGUUUGAUAAUCUCUAUUUGGACAUGAACGGGAUCAUCCACACGUGUUCCCAUCCAGACGACUCCAAUGUGCACUACCGCAUAUCGGAGGAGCAGAUUUUUAAGUCAAUCUUCCACUACUUGGACGUCCUUUUUCGCAUCAUCAAGCCGCAGAAGUUGAUGUUCAUGGCAGUGGAUGGAGUCGCCCCCAGGGCUAAGAUGAACCAGCAGCGGGGACGGCGAUUCCGUACGGCCAAGGAGACAGAGCGUCUCGAGGCACAGGCACGGGCAAAGGGUGAAAAAUUGCCAGACGAACCAAAGUUUGACAGCAAUUGCAUAACUCCGGGAACCCCCUUUAUGGCGCGUCUGCAAAAGGCGCUAAAGUUCUUCGUGAAGCAGCGUAUCAGCCAAAAUGAUGCAUGGAAGAAUUGCCGUGUGAUCCUCAGUGGGCACGAAACCCCCGGUGAGGGUGAACAUAAGAUUAUGGAGUACAUCCGGUACUUAAAGUCCAAGCCAGACUGGGAUCCCAAUACACGACACUGCCUCUACGGUUUAGAUGCAGAUCUCAUCAUGCUCGGUCUGUGCACGCACGAGCAACACUUCAGUCUACUCCGAGAGGAGGUUAAGUUUGGGAAGCACGCCAAACAUGCAGCAUCCGUGGACCACACGAGAUUCUACCUUCUACAUUUGGGAUUGCUUCGGGAGUACAUUGAGAUGGAAUUUGAAUGCCUCAAGGAGACCCUGCCGUUCGCUUUUGAUAUCGAAAGCAUCGUGGACGAUUGGGUCUUCAUGGGCUUCCUCGUGGGCAAUGAUUUCAUUCCUAAUUUGCCGAAUUUGCACAUCAACAAAAAUGCACUGCCAGAAAUUUAUGCUGCCUACAAGAGCGUCCUGCCCACCCUCGAUGGCUAUCUCAAUGACAGUGGGCAGCUGAAACUUGAGCGCCUGGAGCUCUUCCUCAAGAAGCUAGGACAGAAGGAUAGGGAAUUCUUUGAGGAGCAUUACGAUGAUUUGAAAUACUUGGAAACUAAGAGGGGGCUCAAUGGACUGGAGGAAUCUGACACAGACACUUCGGAUAUGAUUGGAUUAGAAGGUGGAUGCUUGGAGCUGGAGGAAUUGGCCAGGAGAACUCAAGAAAUGUGUUGUGGUUCGAGUGAUUCCGAUGAAGACAACGAGGAGGCGAUAUUUGAGAAGAGCUUCACCCUCUACAAGAGGAAUUACUACAUAACCAAGCUCAAAUAUCCAGAUGUGACUGAAGACGUCCUGCGAGAGCAGACAAAGUGCUACAUUGAAGCACUCCAAUGGACUCUUUUUUACUACUAUCGUGGCAUUAUUUCCUGGGGAUGGUACUAUCCUCACCACUAUGCUCCUUUUGUGAGUGAUUUGCAGAAUUUCCGCGAAUUGACAUUUAACUUUGAGAUGGGUCGCCCCUUUUUGCCAUUUGAGCAAUUGCUUGCGGUUCUUCCGGCAGCAAGCAAAGCCCAUCUUCCGGAGGCAUAUCAGGGACUCAUGACAGACCCAAAGAGUCACAUUAUUGAUUACUACCCAACGGAAUUUGAGACGGAUUUGAAUGGGAAGCGUCAAGAGUGGGAGGCUGUUGUUCUCAUUCCCUUUAUCAAUGAGGAGCGCCUUCUGCAGGCCAUGGCGCCGUGCCAUAAGAAUCUCACAGAUGAGGAAGUUGAACGAAAUGCCCACGGGCCAAUGUUGCAGUACGAUCACGUGCUGGAGAAUCAGGGAGUCUGUCAGGGUCCUGGUGAAGAGAUGAUCCAUUCGGUGUUUGCAAAGGAGACUCCCGUUGAUAGAAUUGAGAUCUACGUACCACACGACAGGAUGGUGCUGAAAAUGUCCGAAAAGACUCUCAAAGGAGUUCACUUCCCGGGCUUUCCCACCACAAAGCAUCUCCAGUAUACGUCGCGGCUGGAGACAGCCAGGGUGAAGGUAUUCGAGCAACCGAGUUUGAAUCCCAGCAUGAUUAUUCACCUAGAUCCUCAAUCCAAUGAUCUGGAUGGGGAUAUUCGUACAGUGGCACGGAAUCUCGUUGGCAAGGAAGUCUUCAUAGGAUGGCCCCACUUGGUUGAGGCCAGAGUAACGGCAAUCUCCAAUGAAAUGUCCCGCUAUGGACCCAAUGGUAUGGUGGAGGAACAGAAUUCAAAGGUAUUCAACCUCGCUGUGUCUGGACUUCGUGAGCACAAUAAAACGAGGCUGGGAAUUAAUAUUGGGGAGACUACAAAGCUUGUUCACGUGCAGACGAUUGAGUCACGUGAAUACAUUUUCGGUAAUAAAGGCGUGAUGACGCUCAGUAAAAAUUGGACGAAGAUUGAGCAGGCCUAUCCCCUUCAGACAAUUGUUAAGGACUUGACGGUGCAUAAUCCGGAUUUUAUGCAGUUCAAGACGGUGGAGGAAGUCUUCCCCAUUGGAUCCACUAUCUUCCUGCUCAGUACUCCGCAGUACGGAUGCCGUGGGGAGGUUAUUGAUACAUCAACAGUGGCAAGAAAUGAAAGAAUUAGAGUUUCCUUGAAUGUCUAUCCGGAACCUGAAUUCCCGGAAUUAAUUGAGAAGCACAGGAGAUCAUCCGAAAAGUAUCUCUCAUGCCUGAAGGCAGCUACGGAGAUUGGAAUAACGCCAUCGGCUCUUGGGUCAAUUUCUGGCUCUGUGAUCAUCAUUGGCGGACAGCGGAGACCCAUUCACAAUGAUGAUAAUGUCAAGAAAACCAACGUGGGGCUCCUGAUGCAAUCCCGCAAAGCAAAUACCGAGAUUCCAGGAUAUACAAAGAAAAUCCAGGGGUACUGGUACUAUAGUCCGGGUGUCGUGAAGAUUGUCUCGGAUUAUCUAAACAAAUUCCCACGCUUGUUCAGUUUGCUGGCUGAUAGGCGUCAGGGGGAGAUUUUUGAGGAGGAUUUGCAGCCAACAGAGCUAAAUGGGAGUCUAUUGCAGGAGAUGGUGGCUUUUGUCAAGGAGCAGCCACAUUAUAACAUGGAAAGACAACAGAUUGGAUCGCAAUUCAUUGAAAAGGAUAUCCUGGAGGAGAUUAUUGAUGUGGUGCAAGAGACAAAGAAUAAUCGUGUGUACAAGCAGUUGAAGCUGCAAAUUAAGCCACGUCUUGUGUACAGACCAGGUCUAGUUAAGAGCACCAAAGGCCCAGAUCCGGAUGUAAAGUUUAGGGUCUUUGAUCGAGUAAUUAUGGCCAGCACAGCGUACCCUGUGCCAAUGGGCCUAAAAGGAACUGUUGUGUCAAUUAUUCCAUCAGUUGAUCCCAAUCCCAUUCGCUACGUGACUUCCAAAGUUGAUGCAGCAAAGCUCAUUGAUGUACUGUUUGAUGAAGAAUUCGAAGCCGGGCAGUCGCUGUAUGGAUUAGCUGAGAAACGUGUAAUGCGACUUCCUGACUAUGUGCUCAUUAAUAUCACAUACGGACGCAUGAGGUACACCCAGAAGGAGCAAAAGCCCGCGAAGGAACCUCAACAAUCUCGAGAAUUCUACCCGAGAAAUCCGCUAAAGUCCCAAACAGUCCAUUCAGAAGCAGCUCCAGCUGCAAGAAAAAGCAAACUUCCGGAAAAUCAAUCUCCAAAUCCCAUUCCUGUGGCAAGUAAGGUCAGGAAUGAUGCAAAAAUGCCAGAGAAACCAAAAGUUGAGGCAAAAACUUACAAUGAUAUUUGGGCACAGCUGAAAGAGCAGAAGUAUCCACUUCCUCCGGUUCACAUGGUCCCCAUUGAACCACGACCAAAAAUUCAGGUCGCUGUGGAUGGGUCUGAUCUUCUACGGAAACUACUUAAGUUAGACCCUAAUCCGGCUGAUGAAACUACCGCACCCAAGGGGAUUCCUGAUCAGCCAACAGCUCCGGCUAAACUUCCACCACCACCACCAUCUUGGCGGGAAGAAGCAGCUGCCAAAAAUUCAGGGAAAACUCAGACAUUCCCCAAAUGGAUUCCUCCGCCGGAAGUUAAGAAAUCCUCAGAAGGAAAGAAGUCGUCAGAAGUGAAGAAAUCUUCAGAACUGAAGAAGCAAGCUGAUGCUAAGAAGUUAUCGGAAGUACAGAGGCAAAUGGAAGUGAAUAAACCAAAAGUAGAAAAGAUAGGAGUUCCGAAUAUGGAGGAUUUAAUUAAAUUUCAGGCCUGGCGACAUCAGCAAACACCUCCAAGGCCAACAAUUAUUCAUCCAUCACCCAAAGGGAGCUUCCAACCAACUCUGUCGGCUUUUGCAAUGCACCAGAAGAAGCCACCGCUCAUCUAUCCACCACCACCGUUCCCCGGGAUGUUUCCAGCAUGGCAAAUGAGACCCAAUUUCCCACAGCAGCCACUCAAUUUCUGGCCACACGCUCGUCCUCAGGGCUUUCCGAUGAUGCCCAAUCAGCUGCAGAAUCAGUUGCAAUCAAUGAUUAUACCGCCAAAUAUGAAUCCCACAACAACAACCACAGGGGGCACACACAAUGGUUUCAUUCCCCUCCAGGCGGCUAGGAAGAUUGUCAAGCAGAAGAAUUCGCAGCAACCGGCAAAGGAGACACCCUUUGAGCAGCGGAAUACGCAACAGAGGCAACGUGUGCAGCAAAAUCAACAGGAGAAUCGGCAAAAGUUCACAGCUUUUGUGGCUAAAAUUGCCAAUGAAAGUGGGGAAACAGCAAAGGAGGAAUCUCCCGCCACUCCUGCAAAAGUACAAGUGCUACCAACUAAGGUAAAUCCACACCAGAAGCAUCCCAUGAGCCAAGAUCUUAAAAAAUCUUCUUCUUCUUCUUUUCAUGUGCAGAAGUCCCAACCACCGACACCCCGGCAAGCACGUAUUGCUGCAAAAUUCGACGUCAGUUCAUAAAGGAACAAACUCAUUAAUUUUCUUUUUUUGGUAACGGAAUUACACAUCUUUUCCCGGAAGACUUUCCUGCUUGUGGAAUAUUUUUCACCAGUCAAGCAUUGUGAGUUAAAAAAAAUCAUGUGAUAUAUUGAUAUUGAAAUAUAUUUUACAUGUGGGA